AGAUCUAUUUAAGACGCAUAGGUCUCUUAGGAUUGCCACAACUUCAAGUUCAGCGAGUGAAAACCAAUGGCAUUUGUUUUGCCCUCAUCAUAUUCAAAGAGCUAUCUUUCUUUGCCUCAUCCGAGGAUUUCAAGUACAAAACAAGUUAGUUUUGGCAUAGCAGCAGGUUCAGUGUUCAGACAGCCUUGCUUGAAAUUGUCAAUAUUCAGUGGUGGCAAGACCUUAAGCAAGGGAACUAAUGCAGCUAUUUCAGAUACACCAUUGCUUGGAACUAUUGAUGUGCUGGAUGCCUUUGAGGAUGAUUAUGGUGGCAUUGUUGUUAACCCUACUUCCUUACCAAAUACAUCCAAUGCAUUUUCUUCAUCACUCCAGUCCUCACUUUGUUAUUGGAAUAAGCAGGGGAAAAGGGGGGUUUGGUUGAAGAUACAGGAAGAUCAAGCUGAUCUAGUUCCAAUUGCAAUAAAGGCGGGCUUUGUUUAUCAUCAUGCAGAGCCAGGGUACGUGAUGCUAACUUUCUGGCUUCCAGAUGGACCUCCCGGUUUGCCUUCCACUUCAUUGCAUCAAAUUGGUGUUGGAGCAUUUGUCAUGAAUGACAAAAACGAGGUGCUUGUUGUCAAAGAAGGAAAAUGUCCAUCGCACUGUUCAGACAUCUGGAAGAUCCCUACGGGCUUUAUAGAUAAGUUUGAAGAUUUGUUUUCUGGAGCCAUAAGAGAAGUUCGAGAAGAAACUGGGAUCGAAAGUUGUUUCCUGGAUGUCGUUGCUUUCAGACAUGCGCAUCAAGUCCUUUUCGAUAAAUCGGAUAUACUCUUCAUAUGCACACUCAAGCCACUCUCAUCUGACAUAUCUAUCGACGAGUCCGAGAUUGAAGCAGCAAGGUGGAUGCCGGUCGAAGAAUUUGUCAGCCAGCCAUUCCAUCAGGAGGAUGAAAUGUCCAGGGCCAUCACUGACAUCUGCAUUUCGGCACAUCACAAGUGCUACGCAGGACUCGCCGCGCAUCAGGUGAUGUCAAUGCUCGACAACAGGGUGGCUUAUCUCUACACUGGGGAUACUAGGGAAGCAACUGGGAUGUGUCCCUGAGAUUAUAAAUCGUAAUAAUCUUGGUUAAUUGGUGAGCAGCAAAGUCUGUAGUAUUGUUGCUAUCAUUGUAGUACACAGGUCAGUUCAGUUAUCUGUGUCCUAUAUGCAAAGAUUAACAAUUGGUCCUCUAUCCAUUAGCAAAACAUGUCACCAUGUAUCAGUCUAUAACCUGGCAAUAACAGUGAUGGUUGUUCUGACCAAUUAAUACUAUAUUGUACAUUUGUACUAAGUAAUAAAGCUUGAGAUUACAUUAUUAUA
Messenger RNA from Oryza sativa Japonica Group (Japanese rice), 1335 nucleotides. RefSeq names its product nudix hydrolase 8-like. Lineage: Eukaryota; Viridiplantae; Streptophyta; Magnoliopsida; Poales; Poaceae. The record is from RefSeq and is a predicted model, not a curated record. Gene Ontology annotation, molecular function: NADH pyrophosphatase activity; NAD binding; ADP-ribose diphosphatase activity.